Molecule: messenger RNA, 1662 nt
Organism: Gamsiella multidivaricata
Lineage: Eukaryota; Fungi; Mortierellomycota; Mortierellomycetes; Mortierellales; Mortierellaceae
Exons: 1
Coding region: 143-1480 (445 amino acids)
Biological process (GO): snRNA import into nucleus
Cellular component (GO): nucleus; cytoplasm
Source: RefSeq, a predicted model, not a curated record
GAAAAAGAAGAAGAUGGAACGAAACCCAUUCAGGCACGAUUAUCAGUAAACAAAGGAUUUUGUUAAUCAAGCAAAGGGGUUUCUUGGUCAAACAGCUCUAAUACUAUGGUUUCUACAUUGGAUACGAAAUAGAGACCAGCUCAUGAUUCCGGAGGCAAUGGCAGACAUCCCAAUAGAUCUCGAUACUAGCUACUAUAUUGUUCCACUCCCGAUCGGCCAUCGAUGUUUUGUGAUUUCUGCGGACGGAAAGACUACGGCACGCCUCCCAUCGGGACAGCUUUUGGUCUCUGCGUUCGAGUCAUGUUUACCAGCAGGAUCCAGUCAAUAUCGAGGCAACAGGAGGUCGGACUACUGUAUUCUGGAUUGCGUCUACUCUUCCGUCACCAGGACUUUUUGGACCUUGGACAUCAUGUGCUGGAGAGGCCACCCCGUUUAUGAAUGCGAGACAGAAUUUCGAUUCUGGUGGUUGAGAGGCAAGUUGGCAGAAAUUGAGGGUUUACAGGGCAAGUGGGUUGCAAGCCAGACAAAGGAGUGGGAGCAAGAAAUGACAAAGAAGAGGCUGAAAAGGGCUCGACAGAUCAAGAAGCGGCAGGAAAAGGCAGCAGCGGCAGCUACGACGGCUGCCAUGGACGUAGUGCCGGUAGAAAAACCAGAGGUCACAGUUCAGGAAGAGGUCGAUGAUGGAGAUGAUGAAGCAGGGACUGAGAGCAUGGAUGUUGAGGACAACGCGAAGUCAGGGCCAGCAGGAGUGUCAAGAAGAUUCUGGCCAGUCGUUUUCACGCCAUUGCCGUACUUCAAUGCAUCGAUCGAUUUGGUCAGGCUGUUGGCAGAGUCCAUGUAUCAGCCCGCACCUUCUCAAUCUUCGUCGUCAGCUGCACCGACGAAUGCUAUGAGUAAUACAGGAUCUUCGUCUCAGGAUCCGUCUUUGGUAGCCAAGAAUGCAAGCAUGGUACAGUCCACGCUUCCAUCAUCCUCACCUUCAUUAUCCUCACCUGCGACAACAUCGACAUCUGUCCCUGCUUCAAAACUGCCACCAGCGACAAAACUUUCAUCCAAACCGCACCCAGCGGGCGCUUUGACUCAUUCACAUGGUGGCAAUAACAACAACCAUGUUUACAGUAACAACGAUGGUAAUUUGAACAAUGGUACCUCGGCUUCUGCUUCCCUCUCGAUUCUCGGAACGAUGGCUCUUUCGGGAGAAAUAGCGACCGCGGCGGCGUUGUUCCCAGCGCACGAUAAUACCCAGAAGAUACGACAGGACCAGACGCUCUUGCAUGAACGGGCCGCAGGACUCGUGUUUUUCAACAAGAAGACCAUGUAUGUCCUAGGAACGACUCCGCUCUGUGGAUGGGUUACGAUGGAGCAGAUCGGAGACGUGUUCUUUGGUGAAGAAGGCGGGAUUGGCCCAGUGCCGGGCACCAGUGCGGUCGAAGGCAGGGAGGUUGAGAUGGAGGACGCGUUGGAGCGGAUCCGGAUCUGAAAAAGAGAAAAAAAAAAAAAAAAGCGAACAAGACAUACUAUGGGUUUUUACACCGACACAGAAAGAACUCUGUUAUUUUUCCAUCUUGCACUCACAUAUCACUAAACAUUCCAUUUUGCAGACACAUACACAGAUUUCAAUAAUAAUAAUAUUGCAUGCCUCGACAAACAUAAAGCCAUAUA